Messenger RNA from Crotalus tigris (Tiger rattlesnake), 1988 nucleotides. It is a transcript of the gene WDR5, whose product is annotated as WD repeat domain 5. NCBI's taxonomy places the organism in Eukaryota, Metazoa, Chordata, Lepidosauria, Squamata, Viperidae. The coding region runs from base 216 to 1220 and encodes 334 amino acids. The record is from RefSeq and is a predicted model, not a curated record. Gene Ontology annotation, molecular function: histone binding. Gene Ontology annotation, cellular component: Set1C/COMPASS complex. The transcript has 14 exons.
GCGGCCCCGUGCCUGACCGCCCGCAGUGCGCCUGCGCGAGGCCUUGCGCGGCUUCCACUCCCUCUUCCCUCCUCCCUCCCUCCCGCCGGGCGGCCCGCAGGGAGGCGGCGGCGGCGGCGGCGGCAGAGGAGCCCGAGGAGGAGCCCGAGCCGCCCGCGAGACAGGCAGAUCCCUCCUUUGAAACCGCCUAAUCCUGGCUUGUGCUUCCCACCGUCAUGGCUACGGAAGAGAAGAAACCUGAUGCGGAAUCAGCCAAACCACAGUCGGCUCCUUCCUCCUCAACCAAUCAGAGCAAGCCUGCACCUGUGAAACCAAACUAUGCCCUGAAAUUCACAUUGGCAGGACACACCAAAGCCGUAUCCUCUGUAAAAUUCAGUCCCAACGGAGAGUGGCUGGCUAGUUCUUCGGCUGAUAAGCUUAUUAAAAUUUGGGGUGCUUACGAUGGCAAGUUUGAAAAAACAAUGUCUGGACACAAACUGGGAAUCUCUGACGUUGCUUGGUCAUCUGAUUCUAACCUUCUUGUCUCUGCCUCGGAUGACAAAACUCUCAAAAUUUGGGAUGUCAGCUCGGGGAAAUGCUUAAAAACUCUGAAGGGGCAUAGCAACUAUGUCUUCUGCUGCAAUUUCAACCCUCAGUCAAACCUCAUCGUCUCAGGAUCGUUUGACGAAAGCGUCAGGAUCUGGGACGUCAAAACGGGGAAGUGCCUGAAGACACUGCCAGCUCACUCGGACCCCGUUUCUGCCGUGCAUUUUAACCGGGAUGGCUCCCUGAUCGUGUCUAGCAGCUACGAUGGCCUGUGCCGGAUCUGGGACACGGCUUCUGGCCAGUGCUUGAAAACGUUGAUUGAUGACGACAAUCCCCCCGUGUCAUUUGUGAAAUUCUCUCCAAAUGGCAAAUACAUUCUAGCAGCAACUCUGGAUAACACUCUCAAGCUUUGGGACUACAGCAAAGGGAAGUGCCUCAAGACCUACACGGGCCACAAGAAUGAGAAGUAUUGCAUCUUUGCCAACUUUUCUGUUACUGGCGGAAAGUGGAUCGUGUCAGGUUCGGAGGACAACCUAGUUUACAUCUGGAACCUCCAAACAAAAGAGAUUGUACAGAAGCUGCAAGGGCACACAGACGUCGUGAUCUCCACGGCUUGCCAUCCGACGGAAAACAUCAUUGCCUCUGCAGCCCUAGAGAACGACAAAACGAUUAAACUUUGGAAGAGUGACUGUUAAGUGCUUUUGGCACCGGCAUCAUGUAGAGACCGUUGGGGUGGUGUCCAUAAAAUUGGAGGGUAUUUUGUGUUUGUGUUUUUUAAAAAAGGAGAAAAAAAAAACCCCACAUUUCAGCCGCGUUAGCAGGAAAUCUGGAGUGAUGUUGCAGCCUCGGCUGAUGGAGAAUGGAAGGCCCGGCCCUUGUGUUGAGACCCCCUUGGCUUCCUCAGAGAAGGCUAUCGUCCCUGCUUGGAGUGGGGGUGUUUGGUUGCCCCCCCCCCAGCUAGAAAGAAGGUGAAUCUUUUUAAAGUCCAGCUAAGGCAGAGGAGCUCCGUGCUUAACAAUACGCCUCAUCAGUGAAGACAAGAUAAAUGCGACCAAAUAAAUGUGUCCCUUGUUGCCCCCCCCCCCCGGUUCCAGAGCCUCCCCUCCUGUUUGCUCUGGUAGAGGCUAUUGUGGAAAAUCUUCCAGGCUUUUUCCCUCUUAGCCUCCCCUCCCCCCUCCCCCCCCCAAAAAAAGAACCAGCUCUUGUGACCCUUUUUUGUUUUUAUUUUUUAAAACCAUUUGGCAAAUUUCACAAUAUGUGUACAGUUACUUAAGUGUAAAAAAUUUUUUUUUACCUGGAAAAUUUCUCUGUAUGAACUUGUAUUGCUAAUAGUAUGACUGUAUCUUUUCCGGUGUCGACACUUCAUCCUUUUCCUUUCUCUACGGUACUCUCGGUGUCCUACGCCUCCCGGACGGGGACCCCACGGCAGAAUAAAAAGUGGGAUUUAAUGUGGUUGACAGCAG